AUGAGGGUCAAACUCCCCGUCGUCUGCCUGCUGCUCCAAGCCGCCACCAUCGUCCUCUUCGCCGUCUUCGUCCGCUACGACCACGAGACCGACGCCAACGCCUGGCACCGCCAACUCAACGCCAGCACCACCGACGCCGACAACGACUUCUACUACCGAUACCCCAGCUUCCAAGAUGUCCACACCAUGAUCUUUAUCGGCUUCGGUUUUCUGAUGACCUUCCUGAAACGCUACGGUUUUAGCAGCGUGGCGUUCAAUUUCCUGAUCGCAGCCUUUGGUCUCCAGUGGUCAACGCUCAUUCAAGGCUUUUUCCAUGGCUUCCAUGAUGGCAAAAUCCACGUUGGCAUUGAGAGUAUGAUCAAUGCGGACUUCUGCACUGGAGCCGUCCUUAUCUCCUUCGGAGCCGUCCUUGGCAAAACCAGUCCUUUCCAGCUGAUCGUCAUGACCCUCUUUGAAGUGACGCUUUUUGGAAUCAAUGAGUUUAUUAUACUGAACAUCGUUGAGGCCAAAGAUGCUGGUGGAUCUAUGACCAUUCAUACAUUUGGAGCGUAUUUUGGCCUGGUGGUCUCACGGGUGCUUUACAGGCCACACCUGGAUAAGAGCCGCCACCGGGAGGGGUCAAUGUACCACUCUGACCUUUUUGCAAUGAUUGGAACCAUCUACCUGUGGAUGUUCUGGCCCAGCUUCAACUCCGCCGUCACAGCUCAUGGUGACGACCAGCAUCGGACGGUGUUGAACACCUACUACUCCCUGGCCGCCUGUACGCUGGCCACGUUCGCCUUCUCCUCUUUGCUGAAUGGUGAAGGAAAGCUUGAUAUGGUCCAUAUUCAGAACGCUGCAUUGGCAGGUGGUGUUGCAGUUGGCACGUCCGCAGAGAUGAUGUUGACUCCGUUCGGUGCUAUGAUCUCUGGAUCCCUAGCUGGGAUAGUCUCUGUCCUUGGAUACAAAUAUUUGACACCCAUCCUGGAUUCCAAGCUGAAGAUUCAGGACACGUGCGGGGUCCACAAUCUGCAUGGCAUGCCCGGUGUGCUGGGGGCGAUGAUAGGAUCCAUUGUAGCUUUUACGGCGACGGCAGACGUCUACGGUGGCGGGAUGGAUGAUGUUUUCCCAUUGAUCGCUGAAGGGAGUCGCACGGCCCAUUCCCAAGCUUUGUACCAGUCCCUGGCCUUGAUGGUGGCUUUGGCCUUUGCCCUGGUUGGGGGACUUAUUGUAGGGUUCAUACUGAGGUUGCCCUUCUUCGGCUCCCCAUCCGAUGCUGAAUGUUUUGACGAUUCCCUCUACUGGGAGGUGAGUGUUUUAUGGCAAGCACUUCAAAAAUAUAUAUGGAACUUCCCAAGCUGCCAAAGUACAUAUACUGCGUCGGGGGGUGGCGCGUGCAGGCAAAAUCAUAUACAUGGACGUCAUUGUGCCUGUUCCGGUUGA
Staurois parvus is the source of this 1422-nucleotide messenger RNA. NCBI's taxonomy places the organism in Eukaryota, Metazoa, Chordata, Amphibia, Anura, Ranidae. The record is from the annotation of a GenBank genome assembly.